This is a messenger RNA of Pomacea canaliculata, 10087 nucleotides long. Its product is annotated as DNA polymerase theta-like. The transcript has 28 exons. Gene Ontology annotation, biological process: double-strand break repair via alternative nonhomologous end joining; DNA-templated DNA replication. The record is from RefSeq and is a predicted model, not a curated record. The coding region runs from base 228 to 8702 and encodes 2824 amino acids. Gene Ontology annotation, molecular function: DNA binding; DNA-directed DNA polymerase activity; ATP binding. NCBI's taxonomy places the organism in Eukaryota, Metazoa, Mollusca, Gastropoda, Architaenioglossa, Ampullariidae.
ACAACAAAAUAGUGUAUUUAUAAUUUAUCUUUAAAACCAAUAAUAAACAUAUAGCACAAAGGGUAGCUUAAGGUGAUCAGAAAUGGCUGCAGCGGUAAUUUCGAAAACACGUUGCUUAGAGUUUAUUAGACGUCGUACUGCUGCAUUUAAUUAAGCUUCAUAUCAUGCUUAUUUAAUAUUUUCCAAAGAAAUUUAAACAGCCUUAGUUGAAGGCAAACAGCUACAUAAUGAAAAGGCUUACAGAAACGUGGCGUCAAAAGAAACCAGUGAAACUGACAGAUGCUGUUGCUGAAGAAGAAUCAGUGAAAGUGAUAAACAUUGGGAAAAAGAGACUUGGAAUGGUGGCAAUUUCAUCAACAGGCAGAACCAGACAGAUCAAUUUGGAGGACCUGCCCCAUAUACCAGCAGAAACAAAUAAAAAUGGCCAACUAACGUACAGUUCCUUAAUGUCAUCAUUUGGACCUGAUCUUCAUAAAGAAAUCAUUAGUGUUGUUAAAUCUGUUCAGCAAUCGUAUCAGGCACAGUACAAAGAAGAGUCAAAUAAAAAGUGUGAUCUUAAUAAAAAUGUCAAGAGAUUACAAGCACGAACACAUUCAAAGGAAAAUUCCAGAAUUUCUCAAAGCUUGCAGCAUGAAUCUAUGAAUCCAGGGAAAAGAAAAAACCAAAGGAGUUUGGUAUCAAGUGAACUUGAGCCGAUAUUCAAGAACGCAGGUGCAUGCCAGGUAUUGUCUACACCAACCCAGAGCCCUGCUGACAAGAGAAGAAAAGAAGACUCUUUAGUAAAUGCAAACAAAAAUAUAGAGAAAUCAAUUUCACAAAAAAAAUCAUACAGUACGAAUCAAGGCAGAUCUGCUGGGUUGCCUAAAUUGUUUAGUGUCUUAGCAUCAAGGCCACCAACAGUUGUGGCACAUCCUGCCUCUCUUCACAGAUUGAAGAGACUAAAUUGUAGUGAUGAUAACAUUGAGGUUGAUAUGUCUUCUGAACCUGCUUUGGCUAAUCCUUGCACAACGAAAUGUUCUUCAAUGAAGAUUAACGUGAAUAACAAUGCAGAGAAAAACAUACCUUUUCCAAACAAAACAAAUGAGCAAACAAAGGCUGCAUUACCAUCUAAAGUUACUGAAAAGAGUGAUGAAGAGAAUACUAUAGAACAGCUGGAGAUUAAUAAAUUUUCUCCUUCAGGAAAGGGAAAUGAACCAAUUAGGACUGAUGCAGUAUCAGGACUUUCCUUGUUAACAUCAGGCUUACAGGGUCUGGAGCCCUAUGUGUCAGAAAGCAGCAUGUAUAAGCAGAAUGAAAAUAUUCUCAGUAUCAAAGAGUUUGGUCGUCAUUUCAGAGAAGGCAGGGAGCAGUCAGACCUACAGCUUCAAGAUGUAGCUGCUUCUACCCAGGCCAACCAAGAACAAACAAAUGUCCUGUCUCUGUCAGCUUGGGGACUGCCUUCUCCAGUGCUGGAAGCUUACAGAAGUCAAGGCAUCACUUCAAUGUUUCCCUGGCAAGCAGAAUGCUUAACCACUGGCAGUGUACUGGAUGGGGGUAACCUUGUAUACUCAGCACCAACCAGUGCUGGAAAGACCAUGGUUGCUGAACUCUUAAUGCUGAAGAGAGUCUUGGAGAUAAAACGAAAGGCACUGUUUAUCUUGCCUUUUGUGUCUGUCACUAGAGAAAAAAUGAUAUCUCUUCAGCGAUUGUAUCAAGAUGCUGGUAUACGUGUAGGAGGAUUUAUGGGUGGUCAUAGUCCACCUGGUGGGUUCCAGAGUGUUGAUGUUGCUGUUUGCACAAUCGAGAAGGGCAAUAGUCUUGUCAACAGGCUUAUGGAAGAGAACAGAAUGGGAGAACUUGGUGUUGUUGUCAUUGAUGAACUUCACUUAGUUGGAGAUUCUAGCCGUGGAUACCUCUUGGAGCUGCUUUUAACCAAAGUGUGCUUUUUAGCUCGAAAAUUCCGAGAAAAUGGAAACCAGAAAGCAGUUCAGGUUAUUGGCAUGAGUGCAACUUUACCAAACCUUGAUUUGUUGGCAAAGUGGCUUGAUGCUGAUCUCUACCACACUGACUUUCGACCUGUGCCACUUACAGAACACAUAAAAAUAGGCCCAGUUAUUUAUGAUGCCACAAUGAAGAUGGUGAGAGAAAUGGACACAAGGCUGACUUUUCAGGGUGAUGAAGACCAGAUCAUUCCUCUUUGCCUGGAAACCCUCCUGGCAGGUCACUCUGUGCUGAUUUUCUGUCCAACUAAAGCUUGGUGCGAGAAAAUGGCAGAGAAGAUUGCACGGGAAUUCCAUUCGAUUAUAAAGAAUCCUACGGUGCUGGCAGGGUUUACUGGAGAUACAGGAUUUAUAAGGGCAUCAGAAAUGAAACAACUUCCUGUUGACCAGGAGGCUCUGCAAAACAUUGUUGAGCAGCUGGGACGAAGCGCUGUUGGGGUUGAUCCCAUGUUAGGCCGGGUUAUUGUGUGUGGUGUAGCCUACCAUCACGCUGGUCUUACAUUUGAUGAAAGGGAUAUUGUUGAGGGGGCGUUUCGCCAAGGCCUGGUAAAAGUGCUUGUUGCCACUUCAACUCUGUCGUCUGGUGUUAAUUUGCCAGCACGCCGUGUAAUUGUGCGUUCUCCUAUGUUUGGAGGACACAUCAUGGACAUUUUAACGUACAAACAGAUGGCUGGUCGGGCUGGAAGAAAAGGAGUGGACACACAAGGGGAGUGUAUUUUGGUAUGCAAGGAAAGAGAGAAACAAGCAUCUCAAAGACUUUUGCAGGAAAAGUUACCUCAAGUUGUCAGCUGCCUUAGCUCAGGGACAGAGAGCACAAAACUUAGCCACAGCCUAAAGCGGGCGAUUCUGGAAGUGGUUGUUAGUGGUGUUGCACCUACGCCAAGUGAUGUUGCCAAGUAUGUUGACUGCACCUUGCUGUCAGCUUCAUUACCAAGCAGCAACAGCCAUAAAAACACUCUUAUCUCGUCCUGUCUGAACUUUCUGGAAGACAAUGAAUUUGUUCAUCUAACUAUUGGAAAAAAUGAAGAAAAUGAAGAGGUUCAGAAGUACCAGCCCACACAGCUGGGAUCAGCAGUUCUAUCUUCGUCCAUGUCACCAGAUGAAGGGCUAGCAGUUUUUGCAGAACUGCAGAAAGCACGAAAGUGUUUUGUGCUGUCCAAUGAGCUGCAUAUAAUUUACCUGGUAACACCAAUCUAUAACCAAGAAAUUUCCUCCAAUCUGGACUGGUACCACUUCUUUUACCUGUGGGAGAGGCUUCCACCUGACCAACGCUCUGUGGCAACAUUAGUAGGUGUAGAAGAAGGGUUUUUGACCAAGGCAGUUGCAGGCCAUGUGCCAUCAAGAACAGUCACCCAGGCACGGGCAUUGGCAGUUCACAAAAGAUUUUACACAGCUCUGGCUCUGCAUGAUCUAGUUCAAGAAAUUCCUCUGUUAAAAGUGGCUGAGCGGUACCGAUGUAACAAGGGCCAGCUUCAAUCCCUCAUGCAGUCAGCUGCCACUUUUGCAGGCAUGGUGACAGUGUUCUGUGCACGCCUGGGAUGGUCCAACAUGGAGCUUCUGUUCUCCCAGUUUCAGCAGCGCCUGACUUUGGGAAUCACUCGUGAAUUGUGUGACCUAGUUCGAAUCCCUCUGCUGACAGCUGGCAUGGCGCGCAUGAUGUUUAAUGCAGGCUACCAAACGGUGACUGCUGUUGCCCAUGCACAACUUCCGGAGAUUGAGAAUUUGUUCCGCAAGGCUUCUCCUUUUCAAAGCAACAAAAAACAAGAGGGAGAAACAGACUGGGAUCUUAAACAACGGCAAAGAGCAUGCAUAUGGCUAGCUGGCCGAAAGGGCCUGUCAGCACUUGAGGCUGCAAUAGCCAUAAUCGAUGAAGCUAAAGCUCUCAUACAAAAUGAGCUUGGCGUCAAGAUUAGAUGGGAAAAUGAUGGUGAAUCGUAUGAUAAGAGCCUGUCUGAAAGUGCUUCAUUUUUAACAAAUGAACAAGUAUCUGUGGUUGAAGAUCAACUAGCAGAGAGAAAGCUGUCUUCAGGAAGUUUUGAAAGCUUUGCUUCAAGUAGUUGUGAGGAAAGAGACAAAGCAUUAGCAUGUUUACAGUGUCCAGCAGCAAAUAGUAUUUCUCUAACCAUCAGGAGAAGCUUGGAGAGGUCAUUGUCCUCCUCAGGAAUGAAGACAAAACAUGGAUUGUCGCAACACAAGUCAAUUAAAAGAAGCAAUGCUGGUGGAUUCAUGAAUAAGACGAAAAGAAGAAGUCCAUCUUUGGGUUUCCGAUGCCCCAACCCCCAACAUUCUGUGAGGGAGGUAUCUUUUUAUGGACAGAAGGUGGUCAGUCCUCCAACAUGCUUACAGAAACAGAUACAGAGCUGCCCAAUGCUUUUGUCUAUGCAACCCAGUGAGGCCAAAACUUUGUCAGGAUCAGUAGAAAUAUCUAACAAGAAAUACAGGAGAAGGGAUAGGAGACCUCUAGUAGAAAAUUCACAGCAUGACUCUGACAGAUUACCUGGCAUCUCAGAUGAAAACAAUACUUCCAAAAUGUCCAUGGAUUCUUGUCCAGAAGUUUAUCAGCCUCAAAAUGAACAGGUAUGUGAAACCAGCUGUUCGUUGUUGUCUCCAGAGGGUACUGCAGCAGAAACAGGAAAUGUACAAGAUGCUAUCAAACAUGGUUAUAGUGAACCAGGUCAGGAAGAAAAGGAACAUAAUAAGACUCUGGAAGAUUGCUUUGAAGAGAGUUUUGUUCUUGACACACAAACUGUCAAACUAUUGACAGGUAACAGUAGUAGGGUUAGUAAGGAUUCUGAUGAACCAUGUAAACAUGUGGAUCUUGGAGCUGUCACCCAUCUCAAGACAAGCCAGAAAAAUAUUACUGUAGGUCAGGAUAAAGCAGACAGGAAAUGUCCCAACAGCAGCAAUGACUGUCAAGAGAAAGUAAUUGAAAACAAACCAAAGAAACAGAUGAAAAUAGGUGGAGGUACAGGGCUUCCUACAAUUAUUCAUGCCAAUCCUAAGGCACACACUGGUAGUCCACAAAAGGAAGACAGUCAUUUCUAUCGCAAGAGCAGUGAAAACCAACCAUCAGAGUGUCUUCAUAUAGCAGAAGAAUUGCGUCUGCAUCCAUCAAUAACAAAACAGCACACAGAUGAUUCCUGUAAAGGAUGGUGUCAUUUACAGCCAAAUGGCAUUUUCCCACAGAAUAAGUUUGUUGAAGAAGAAAUGGUUAGUGAGGUCCUGCAAGAAGAACUGCUAGACAAGGAAGAGGCAGAUGACAGAGAUGCUUCCUGGACUGUAGAUGUUGGGGAGGAGCAGUCAAUGAGCUUUAUAGCUGCCAGCAACUAUGAUCGAGUAGCGUGCCUUGAAGAAAGGGUGAUGGAAGAUGAAUCUCAUUGCUCAGGGAAUCUCAUUAAUUCUUCCUACCAGGACCUUGGCAUUGGUCACUGCAGUGGCCUUGAUCACCCAUUUGUUGCCAGCAGAAGUCAAGAGGAACUCACUGUAGAUUGUCCAGUAAAAAAGGAAGGCUGUGGCAAUGGCAGGACAAAUGUUACACAAUAUGCAGACUACAAUGAUCAAGAAGACAUAGCCCUAGCAAUGAAUUUUAGCAAUGACUCCUUUGCCUUGCUGAUAAGUAACUCAGAUAUGAAGACAUCAAGCCCUUUAGAUAAGAAUGGAUUGAAGGAUUCAGUUGCAGAUUCUGAAGAGAAUGCAAGCUGCUUCGGAGAUUCAUUUACAGCAUCUCUUAUGGACAAACUUAUGGAUAAUAACAUAACUUGUGCACAGGAUGAGCAGCACAUAAGAGAUGCAGUGAGUAAGACUGUCUCUGGAGGAGCUGCAAAAGAAAAUAAAACAGCUGCUGGAGAAUGUCCUGACUUUCAGGGUCAUGGAGUGACUAACAGUCCACCAGCUAAAAAAGUUCUAAAGCAGACCCCUACAUUGAAUGUGUACCAGCUAACUGACAAGAUUCCCAGGUCAGACAGGUCAGGGGAUGGGUCUAAAAGCACUACUCCACAGAAUGACAGCGACUUCGUGCCACCAACACCACCCGAGGAGCAGUAUUCGCAGUCAACCCCUAAAUUACGGCCAAGGCCAUUGAGGGCAUGCAGAAACCGCCUACCUGUAGAGGCCUCCACAAGCCAAGGCAAAGCACUCAGAGAGUGUCAAGCCAAAAAAGAUAGUCAAAAAAUGAUGGACAAAAGGAAUUCUAAACAACAUGAAAAGAAACAACAGUCAAUCUCAGACAGAUGCAAACGCAGAACUCCAGUCAAGUCAAACCAGUAUUCAUGUUCCAUCACCAAGAGCCCAAAUAAUGUAGGACACACUACCCAAAGCCAAGUAAAUAGUUUUAAUGAAAAAGCUUGGGAUGCUACAAAACACACACAAGGAAAUAAAGAUUUUGUAGAUUUAGGCAAACAGGAAAGAGAAUCAGAUGGUGCCGCAAUUUCUCAGUUAUCCACCCAGGAGUCAUUCACAAUCAUCGAUGUAUGUGCAAAUGCUUUGCUCUUUGCAACAUUUGUGGCUGAGUGGAAAAAAAAGAAGUCAUAUGCCAUCUCUCUCGCCUGUGAUAGGAAGACCUUGGCCAAACACCCUGGAGAAGGCAUUGGUGGAAAUUUUGUGAAACGUGCCACAUCCGAUGUUGACUUGGAAGUUUCACCUCAAGGUACUCAAGGCAUUGAGAUUCCUGGUGAUGAUGAGAGGGUGGUAGUUGGUUUAGCUGUGUCUUGGGAGCACCGUGAUGCAUACUACAUAUCCUUGGAGGAAUUUGGAAGCGGAGAUUCCAAUACUUGUUUGGAUGACACAAUGUCAGCGCCACCUAUUGAUGAUUCAAUCAUGAUAGAGCAGAGAAUUCAAGCUGUGAAAAACAUUUUGAAGAGUAGCUUGAGGCAGACUUCGCCAUCCAAUGUUAUUGUUUAUGAUUCAAAAGCAGUCUACAACAUACUGGUCAAAACAGUAGGGGCUGUAUUUGGCCACUGUCAGGAUCCAAAGAUUGCAACAUGGCUUUUGGAUCCUGGAGGCAAAGAAAGGAGUCUGCAUGGACUGGUGACCAACUUUUUACCAGAGGAUUUGGGCCUUCUGGAAGGCAUAGGUGGAGGUUUCGGCUACAGUAGUUUGGGACUGACUAUUGCCAACACCAGCUUUGGCCGUAUGAGGGCUGCAGUGGAGAGCAUCAUCAGUCGACGUCUUAUGGAUGUUUUCUGGAGAAAGCUGACAGAUGAUGGACUGGACAGGGCAUUCAUGGAGAUAGAAAUGCCAUCUGUAAUCACCAUGGCCAGAAUGGAGCUGAACGGAAUUGGGUUUAGUGAUGAAGAAUUUGAAAAUCAAAAGACGCUGAUGAUGGCGAGAUUGUCCUUUCUAGAAGGUGAAGCCUACAAGCUUGUUUCUCAUCCUUUUUCCCUGACUUCAUCUGAGGACAUUGCAAAAAUUUUGUAUCUGGAACUCCAGCUUCCAGUAAAUGGAGACCCCAGUACCACAAAACCCAUUCGAACUCUAGGACCAAGCCGCAGAGUGGCUGGUCACCAGAAGGCUGCGUUCAGUACCUCAAAAGAGGUGCUUGAAAAACUGAAGUCCUAUCAUCCCCUUCCUGCAAUGAUCUUAGAAUGGCGCCGCAUCAGCAGUGCAUUGACCAAACAGGUUUACCCACUGCAGAAAGCCAAGGAAUGGAACAAUAGGACAGCAAUGUUCCGGAUCUUUGGAGAGUGUCAGCUCCACACUGCCACCGGAAGAAUAAGCAUGUCUGAGCCCAAUCUCCAGAACAUACCCAAGGACUUUGAGAUCACUUGGUCUGCAGAUAUUAUUGAAGAAAGUCCUAAACCUGCAUUUAGCAGUGUAACAUCCAAAACAGUUCACUACAAGACAAGGGCGAGUAACUGCAAACUGAAUGCUAUUCAUGGGGCUGUUCCCCAGACAAGACUGGUGAGCAAUCCAGCCACUGCCCAGCAUGUGUCAGUCAGUAUGAGGCAUGCUUUUGUACCAUUUCUUGGUGGUGUCAUUGUCGCAGCCGAUUACUCUCAAUUAGAGCUUAGAAUUAUUGCUCACUUGUCUGACGACAAAAAAUUGAUCAGUAUCUUGAAUGAUGAUGGAGAUGUGUUUAAGAUGAUAGCUGCACAGUGGAAACACACUGCUCCAGAGGCUGUAACAGCUGAGCAGCGGCAGCAAGCAAAACAGGUGUGCUAUGGCAUGUUGUAUGGCAUUGGAGCCAAAGCGUUAGGGGAACAGCUUGGUGUCGAUGAGAAUGAUGCAGCAGCUUUCAUCGAAACAUUCAAAGCCAGAUAUACAGGCUUGCGUGUCUACUUGAGAAAAACAGUGGAAGAGUGUCGAGAAAAGGGUUAUGUAAGCACAAUAUCAGGACGUCGGCGAUAUCUCCCAUCCAUCACAAGUAUGAACCCUCAUGCUAGAGCACAGGCAGAGAGACAAGCUGUGAAUACAACUGUGCAAGGUUCAGCUGCAGACAUCGUGAAGACAGCCACGAACAAGAUAGAUCAGAAGCUGAUGAACAUAUUUCCUGCGUCAAAGCACCCCCACACGCUUAAUAAUUCUGCAACAAAAGACCUGCGUGGUGCCUUCUUAGUGCUUCAGCUGCAUGAUGAGCUCAUUUAUGAGGUUUCUCAAGAAGAUGUUGCUCAGGUGGCUGGUGUUAUCAAAGAGACAAUGGAGAAGGCAACAUCUCUCAGGGUCAAACUUCCUGUCAAGGUCAAGCUCGGGAGUAGUUGGGGACGUUUGAAGGAACUAGAGAUCUGAUGAAGGGGGUUGAAGGAAGAAAGUGUUGCAUGCCUGUCAGCAUUUGAUGUGCUGUAUAUGAGACCAAAGGCGUUCUUGCCUGUGCUCAUUAAGGUGUCCCGAGCAAUUAAUGUACCUAAGAUACAGCACUUAAAAGACUCAGUGAUAUUUUUUUAAAAAUAAGUAGUGGGAAUAAAUUGAAUAAAUUAUAUUUUUGCUCCUUUGCAAUAAAUUAAUUAUUGUCUAUUUUGGCAGUAUCUAACAUUUUUAUCUUUUUACAUUAACAUAUAUAUAUAUAUUUGUAAAUUAUGAAUGCUAAUUGUAAUAUACUAUUCUCUUAUACUGAACCUUUUUUUCACUUGUAACAAAAAUUGUACAGAAUAUAUUUUUGUAAUGUUCCAUUGAAAAGUGCUAAGGUUGGUAUUUUAACUUAUUUUACACUUUUCAUUUAUUUCUAUAUAUAUAUGUGUGUGAGGUCCAUUUACUAUGCACACAAAUAUUUGUGUUUAUACAUAUAAAGCCUUUUUACUACUUUGUAUUUUCAUGAUAAAGAUGGAAAAAAAGCUGUUACAUAUUAUCUUCUUUCUCUUCAGCCAGACAACUUCGUAAAUUAUCCUUAGCAGUUUAUUUACUGUGAGAGGAGCUAUCUUAACCAUCAGGAGAUAAAACAUUUUAAACAAUUGUGCAGUCCUUCUGAUUCACACAGUACUUAAUAGCGAAUUUAACCGUCCUCUAAAAAACCUUUUGAAAUGUUUCAGAGAUCAUAAGACAUUGUAAAACAAUUUUUUAACAGUAUGCAAUUGUGAAUACUUCUAAAUACAUUCUUUUAAAUACACUUUAUAUUUAUAUUUCACCUUUACAACCCACGUGCAACAAUCUGCAAUAACUUUUUUUUUUUGUCGUUCGCCUCUUUUAUCACACUUGGAGACCAGCUCUUGAUAUGAAAUUGGUGGUCUUCUGUAGAGUCUCCACUGGCCCGUACAGCUUGUUGUGCAGGGUCUCCGACUGUGGCCACGUCUCUUCCCUCAGGGUACGGAGGUUCCUACAGUCCUGUAGGAUGUGUUCUGCAAUUACUGUAGUAGAAAAUUUAUUUUUGUGCAGUGUAUUUAUAAAAGUGGGUGUUGCAAUAUAGUUUGUAAUUGAUGAAGUUUUUUGCAGCUCCUUUUAUAGCUUCUGAAAUUGGUAUCUUUGCUGUAGGAUACAUAGUUUUACUGUGACACCAAAAACGACUGCCUGAUGCUUUGUCACUAAUUUUUUUGUGAAGAAAUAUGUUAUUGUUUGAGUUUCUUUGUAGUAUUGUGAACUGUCAGUUUCGUUUGUGUUUGUUUAUUUUAUAUUUUUCACAGUACAUUGAUCUCGCCUGCACAUGGGAAAUACACUCUGCCUAAUAAAUUAUUAUUAAUUCA